Messenger RNA from Beta vulgaris subsp. vulgaris (sugar beet), 1430 nucleotides. RefSeq names its product RING-H2 finger protein ATL20. The record is from RefSeq and is a predicted model, not a curated record. NCBI's taxonomy places the organism in Eukaryota, Viridiplantae, Streptophyta, Magnoliopsida, Caryophyllales, Amaranthaceae. Gene Ontology annotation, molecular function: polysaccharide binding. The transcript is spliced from 2 exons. Bases 80 to 1297 code for a protein of 405 amino acids.
AAGUUUACAUCAAAUUAUAUACACCCACCAUCUAAUUACAAAGUCAAUGACAAAGACUAAACGAUCAUAACAUAUCAAAAUGAAUUCUAAUUUUAGAAACUAUACUUCUAAAGUUUACAUGAUGCAAAUUCUCAAAAAUCCAUUUUUCUUCCUCUUGAGUUUUUUACUAUUCACUUCAACCAAAUGCAUGGAAAACAACCCAAAAUUUUCUAGUCUUUGCUUAACACAAGUGUGCAACUAUGGCGAACCGGUCGGGAGGUACGUUCAGUUCCCUUUCCUAAUUAGGAAUGAAUCCCUUUCCAAGUCUUGUGGGUAUCCAGGGUUUGAUUUGUUAUGUAAUGAAGAAGAUCAGCUAGUAAUCAACCUCCCAAAUUCUGGGAUUUUCUUCAUUGAAGACAUAGAUUAUGUUAAACAAGAAUUAUGGCUUAAUGAUCCUGACAAUUGUCUUCCUAGAAGGCUUCUUUCACUAAAUGGCUCAAAUUUUGUGGGUAAAUCUCCAUUUUUUACUGUUUUAGAGCAAGAUUACUGGUUUUAUAAUUGCUCUAAUGAAUAUUUCAAUUCAACUGAUCAUGAUAUUAGGCCAAUUGAUUGCUUAAGUGGGCAAAAUUAUGGUGUUUUUGCUACUUCUGUAGAGAAUAUUAUUGUACAGGGUAACUCUUCUUUAUGUAGUAUAAUUGGUCCUAUUAAAGUUCCUGUAAGAAAGAGGUCUACUGAUAUGUAUACGUCUUCGAAACUUAAGGAUGAUAUUUUGGUCACUUGGGAUACACCUCGCGAAUGUGGCGAGUGCUACCGAAGAAGUGGAAGGUGUAGAUUUAAGAGUGAAUCCAGCUUAGAAGUGGGGUGCUAUGAUCUUCCUCGUCAUGGACUCACUAGAGGAGCCAUGUUCGGUAUUGCCCUGGCAUUUGCAACACCAUUAAUAUUGGUUACUAUCUGCGUUACAUACUUCUUUAUCAAGGCAAUUUGCCACAGAAGGAGAGCACAUAAUGCAAGAUUUACAAGCUCUGAACUCACCUUAGCAGUCACUCCACGAUUCCAAAGAGUGAUCCAUGGUUUAGAUCAAUCGAUAAUCGAAUCGUACCCGAAAAUAAUCUUAGGUGAAAGUAGAAGAUUGCCAAAGCCAGAUGAAAAUAGUUGCUCAAUUUGUUUGGGUGAAUACUUGGCUAAGGAGACUCUAAAGACAAUACCAAAUUGUGGUCAUUGUUUUCAUGCUGCGUGCAUUGAUGAAUGGCUUUUAUUAAAUGCAUCUUGUCCUGUUUGUCGAAAUUCACCAUAUAGAACUUCAGAAAAUGAUUCUUGAUGUAUGAGAUUAUAUAUGUUCAUAGAAGUACAUAUCAAUAUGAUAUUGCAAUUAGUUUUGUUUUAGUAUAUUAUGUACAUAUAGUUUAUGAACAGAAAUGAAAGAUUAUAUCACAGAUCAUAUUUUAUGAUUA